Molecule: messenger RNA, 1170 nt
Organism: Brugia malayi
Lineage: Eukaryota; Metazoa; Nematoda; Chromadorea; Rhabditida; Onchocercidae
Gene: Bma-sms-2.2
Product: Phosphatidylcholine:ceramide cholinephosphotransferase 2, putative
Exons: 7
Coding region: 1-1170 (389 amino acids)
Biological process (GO): sphingomyelin biosynthetic process; ceramide biosynthetic process
Cellular component (GO): endoplasmic reticulum membrane; Golgi membrane
Molecular function (GO): sphingomyelin synthase activity; ceramide cholinephosphotransferase activity
Source: RefSeq, a predicted model, not a curated record
AUGGGUGGACAUCGACGCGACCAAAGUGAUUCUCAUGUACCUCUUAAGCAAUCUGCUGAAUUUCAACAAUGUAUUUCAAGUAAUAGCCAAGAUCAGAUUCGGUAUCUCACAGAAACAUCAUUGAAUAUUGUGGAGCCAGUGCCUAAUGGAACAAUCAAUUCCUUAUCCUCAACCGACUUGCCAAUUUAUCGCAAUGAUUCCAUUUUCCACCGACAACGGAGAAUUAUUGAAAAAAGAGCUUAUCGCGGGUGGUGUGGUACCAUGAUGAUUACUGCUAUGCGUAAGCAGCAACAUUCGGCACAAAUCCUCCUGACAUGGCAAAAGGAAGCACUGAAAACGUUUGCUGCAUUUGUUUGUUUGUUGAUAUCGGCAUUCCUUAAUUUUUUCCUGCUCACUGUGAUUCACGAUAUAGUACCGAGGGAACCCUUGCCAGAUCUCGUUUUUAUGCUGAUACCACAGCAGAGGUGGGCUUGGGUUGUCGGAGACACAUUUUCUACUUUAAAUGCUGUACUUGGUUUCACAUGUGUCCUGCUACAUAAGAAGCGGUUAAUAGUAUUUCGUCGUGUGCUGUUACUUGGAGGGAUUAUGUAUGGGUUGCGGGCAGUAGUUCUUGGAUUAACAUUUUUACCGCCAUCAUUUCAAAACCGCGAUGAAAUAUGCUUACCGCAGGUUAAUAGAACUGCUAUGUAUGCUACAGAAAUAACAACAAGAUUCGUAACAUAUGUUGUAACGUUAGGUUUAACUUCGGGUCAAGAUAAAAUUCUCUGUGGUGAUCUCAUGUUUAGCGGUCACACCAUUGUGUUAACGAUUAUGUACUUUACCUUACUUCAGUAUACACCAAGAAGAUUGGUCUAUUUGCGGUAUAUCGCAGCACCGUUAACAUACAUUGGAAUAGCAGCACUUGUCAUUUCGGGUGGUCAUUAUACAAUGGAUGUACUUGUAGCUUACUGGCUUACCAGUCAUAUCUUUUAUGCUUAUCAUCAAGUUUUUGCAAUGCCAAGAAUUGAAAGGACUAAGGCGCCUCUUUCUCAUUUAUGGUGGUUUUGGUUAUGUUAUUGGUUCGAAAGUGAUGUACCUGAUGGUUUAUUACGAAACGAAUGGGAAUGGCCAUUACCGGGCCCGAUCUGCAUGCAUCAUUUUGUCCAACGAAUAAGCGAUAAAUUACAAUAG